UUCUGACUGAUAACUAGUACAUAGAAGUGUUAGUUUGCUUGAAUGUAAUCUGGUGUUUUAAUUUGUUUCGAUAUACAUCAUCAAUGUCUUAACAUCUGACUUUUCUGACUGUUUUUAAUUUGUUUUUUGUUAUUUCAAUAUAAACUGCUUCUUAACUUUUAGAAAUUCAGUUUGUGGAUCAUUUGAUGUGCAGGGGCCAGUUUUCAUUCCUACAUUAGCUUUUCUGGAUUGCGUAGAUUCAGCCGCCAUAGAAGGGUUAUUGCUUUAAUUACUUCUCUUUGUACUUUUGGUAGGGUAAAUAUGCAUUGCUUAUUGUCACUCUUAAGCCUUAUCCUCUCACGAAAGAGGGAAAGGAGUAACUAACCAGGCUACUAGUCAUGGUUUUCUUUAGUUUAGUAACAAAUUUCAAAGCGUGUCCCUUUAUAGUAAUUAAUCACAAAAUGUAGAAUAAUAUUUGUGUGCUAUCCAUGGUUUUAUGUAUUUUUGAAGUUGAGAUGUCACCGGCUAUUAUAUAUAGAAGUAACAAUGAGUGGGCUUGCAUUGAAGCAACGGCAUAUGUAGUAAGGUUUUACAAUUGUAUUAGUUUAUUUGUAAUGAAAUUUGUUUUCAUUGUUGGGCUUUAUCAAGAAAUUUAUGUUCAUUGAAGAAUACGUGUUUGUUUGUGUCUAUAAAAAUUCAAAUUUGGAAGAUGUUCCCCUACCUUUUCUGAUAUGUGCUAUUGGUCUUACAAUGUGUUUUUGGCAACAUAGUAGUUUCUAAUUGUUUUAGCCAGUUGUCUUUCUUUCAUUCGACUACUCAUCUACCAAAUAAUAAAUUGACCACGACCAUUUUUUUUGAUGGGAUAUUGAGUGUUAAAAAUUAAAUUGGUGGCUUUGUAAAUUGAUUCACUUAUAUAUUGACGCUCUUAAUGGCCCCAGGCAUUAUGCUUGCAAUAGGAAAAGUGCCUUGAAACUAACAGUCUAAUAAUCAAUUCUAUCUAUAUGCUAUUGGUUUAUCAAUCUUUCCUUCUGAUGCAUUGCUUUUCCUCUACAGUUAGCUUCAUUGAAAAGAAUACUUAAUGAGGUUGCCUGAGACAAUAAAAAGCUUGAUGUUAUUAGAGUAGUUUGCGUGAUGUACUUCCAUCUAGUCUCUGGACAUAUUUACAUGUUCUUGGUUGCUCCCGAUCUCACAACAUUUGCCUCAAAGCUUCAUAAAGAGUGGUUGUUUAGAUCCAGAGUACUUCCUUUUUCUGCUUGAAAGUCACCCCUAGGCAUCUAUCACCACUUCUUAGAAUAUUGUCUCAAUUAUGGACCUUCAGAAGGAAAAAGAGAAGCUCUACUUUGUAAUGAAACUUUUAAUUCUGAGUCUGAGUAAUUAGUUUUUCAAUUGCAGAUUUUCAAGGUUUAGAAAGCUCUUUCUUCAUGAUACAUAGAACAAGAUGUUGAAGUUUUGUUGUAUUACCAUUGGUGUUUGGUAAAAUAAAAUGCUCAUCUAACUUUUGGGGCCUUGAAUUUUGAGUCUAUAGCACCAUACGCCAAAAAUGACUAAGCAGUUUUCAAUGUAUUAGGUAUAGCUAUUUCAAGAUAUUUUUUCUCUUAUUUCCCCAUUGAUACUAAGUACCUUAAAUCACUUCUAUGUUUGGGGAAUAUCUAUUUAUUUGUUUUCUAUCACUACUUCCUUAUAAGUGGGCUAUCUUCAUCAUAUGUAUUGGGAAGCCCAGCAUCCCACGUUGGUGAUGCUUUGGGUGUCAUGAGAUGUGUUUGUUGCUCAAGCACCAGUUAGCUAGUACUUUUGAGUGAUGAGUCAGUUGUGUAAUCUCUAAGCUUGCUACCAUGUUCGAUGAAUUUUGUUGUAUGAUAGUGCAUGGUUUGUUAACCUUUUUUCUAAUCUUGGUUACUAGAUUGUCCCUCCUGAACAGGAGAAAAAAUAACAUCAGUAGGGAGUUCAAUGCUUUAUUAAAAUUGAGGGGCUAUUAUUGCCAACCAAAUUGCUUAUACAUCUGUAUAACAAGGUGCCGAUUAUCUGUGUCUGAAGUCCUGUAGUCUCACUGCAUUUUUUCUUAAUAUUUUAUUGUAUGACACAAGAGCUUUCUGUUUAUAUCUUCAAUAUAGUGCUCAAAUGUUAUAUGUUGGCAUUAGUUUGCUUAUGUAUGCUUGACACCCUUUACAUAUUUAGUACAGGUGGGGCAAAAAAGGGUUCUUUUAGAAACGAGAUACUUUGUCAUAAAACCAAAAAUGAACCCAGACAACCAAGGGAAUAACUCAGAUGCUUCAGCUAGUGUACCAGCCAGGCGGAAGCGUGGUCGUCCACGCAAGUAUCCGAGACCAAACCUAAAUCAUGGAGAGAAUGAUCAUGUCCCCAGAGAUGGAGUAAAUGCUUGUGCACCACCCGGAGCUGAAGGAGCAAACAGAAAUCAGCCCCGUCAAGCGGAGCCAAUUGGUGAAGGAAAUGAUAUCAUGAUGGGUCAGCCAGUUCAUGGUGUUAUUGAGGCGGCAUUUGAUGCUGGAUAUUUACUCAGCGUCAGGGUUGGCCCCUCUGAAACCAUGUUACGGGGUGUUGUCUUCAAGCCUGGACAUUACGUUCCUGUUUCAGCAGAUAAUGAUGUAGCUCCACAUGUCCGAAUGAUCAGAAGAAAUCAUGUUCCAUUUCCAGCAGAAAAUUUUGCUCAGGUCCAAGGCUCUCGAUCCAGAGAUUCAAGAAAUGGAUUUGCUCACUAUUUGGUGAAUCACAACCGGCAAACCAGAUGGCUCGCAAAAGCCAGACAGGUGACUUCAGGACCUGUCGAAACCGCUAAGCCUGUGAUACCAAGAGGCAAUGUGGUGCCCGUCGUGCUCAAGCCUGUUAAUUUAUCAAAUGGGGGACCAGCCGUGAACCAGCCAUCUCAAGUUGGAAGUGAAGCUCAUCAUUUGACAACCUCUAAAGGCAAACAGGUAUCAGAUACAAACGGUUCAACACCCACGAACCAGGUCCUAACAGAAGAAAACCAAGUGCUUCCAUCUCAACCUGCAAGCUCUCAUCAGACCAUACCUGGAGGGAUGCAAACUGAAGCUGGUGUCUUUAAGCAGUUCCUAACAGAAGAGCUGCCCGAGUCAGAAGACAAACCAAGGAACUUGCCUGGCAUGCCUUUUGAAAAACUGCUUACUGAAGUCAUGAAGAGAAUUCAAUCCCCCUCACAGUCAGUAGAGACUCAGACUGAGGAUCAAGCUCUCUCUAUUGAGCCCCUGCAAGCUGUACAGAUGGACCACUCUGUAUCCAUGCCCAAACCUUUGGAAAACUACAGAACUGGCAAGAUGACCGAGCUUCUGCAGGCUGUACAGGAAAAUAUGAUAGAGACACAGGCAUCUGGAGCUGAGGCGGCUGAGGCUAGAAUUUCUCCAAAUCCUGAAACUGAGAGUGAAAAGGAAGGAAGUCUGUUUGAAAAUAAACCUCUCCAGGCUGCAAGUGUCUGAACUAAUAAGCUGGAAGAGAUGCGAUAUUCUGUGGUGGUUUGUGAUGAUAUAAUAGGCAAAGGGUGGGAAGAAUUAGUUGAUGUAUGUUAUGAUGUUAAAAUAGGUAAAGGUUUCUGAAGAUGUUUAGCAUAUUACAGAUUUAGGAGAAAAGUUAGGUUGGAUUUUACCUUUCAGUUUUAUAAAUUGGUCAAGAGUGAAGGAACAUCUUGUUGAAUAGAUAUGCUGACUUUAAUGUUCAGAUACCUCAGGGUUUAUAUAGGAUUCGGUUGAAUGGUGCAAUUCACCAGGGCAUUUAUCUUGCCUAUGGAAUUGUCUGUAACAAUUUAGUUUCUAUGGGUUUCUCUGGUUGGUUUA
Messenger RNA from Carica papaya (papaya), 3782 nucleotides. RefSeq names its product AT hook motif-containing protein. Lineage: Eukaryota; Viridiplantae; Streptophyta; Magnoliopsida; Brassicales; Caricaceae. The record is from RefSeq and is a predicted model, not a curated record.